Molecule: messenger RNA, 3788 nt
Organism: Eucalyptus grandis
Lineage: Eukaryota; Viridiplantae; Streptophyta; Magnoliopsida; Myrtales; Myrtaceae
Product: putative disease resistance protein RGA4
Exons: 2
Coding region: 108-3788 (1226 amino acids)
Biological process (GO): defense response to fungus
Molecular function (GO): protein binding; ADP binding
Source: RefSeq, a predicted model, not a curated record
UUCCUUCACUAUUUCUUAUCUUGUUGCUUGCAUUUCAUUCGGGCUCGCUGCUGUCAAAUUCGGUCCUUCAAUAUCACCAGUACUCCUGAGAAAUAGAGAGAACCAAAAUGGCGGAAGCUGUCAUCGUCGGUAUUGCUGGAAAGAUCGUUGCUUAUCUGGUUCCCCAAGCACUAGAUAAUGUUGGAAUGUUAUGGGGCAUCAAUCAUGAACUCGAGGCACUUGGGGACACUGUCUCCACUCUUCAGUCUGUACUAGACCAUGCAGAAGAGCAAUACCACCGGAGUCCCCAAAUCAAAGAUUGGGUUGAUAAAUUGAAAGAAGCUUUCUAUGAUGCACAGGACGUGCUUGAAGAAUUCAAUAUAGAAGCUAUGCGACGAGAAUUGAGGGGCCACAAUGAAAUGAUGAAGGAGGUAAGGACAUUUUUCUCAAGUUCAAACCAGCUUGCUUUUAAAAUGAAGAUGAGUUACAAACUAAGAGACAUGAGGAAGAGAAUAGAAGCCAUUAAAGCUGAUAAGGGAUUCCACUUGGAUGAGCGCCCUGAGAGAGAGUGGAGGAAGAGAGAAGAGACGCAUUCGUUUAUACAUGAGGAACAUAUUAUAGGGAGAGAAGAUGAUAAGAAGAUGAUCAUGGAAUUUUUACUAGACUCAGAUGUGCAGGAGAAUGUUUCCAUCCUUCCGAUAGUUGGUAUUGGGGGGCUUGGAAAAACAGCUCUCGCUCAAAGCGUGUAUAAUGAUGAGAUGGUCAGUAAACAGUUUAACUUGAAAAUGUGGAUUUGUGUCUCUAAUGACUUUGACAUGACAAAAAUAGUGAAAAAUAUGAUAGCUUGUGCAAAGAAGAAAGAACCAACCGAGGUUGUGAUGGAAUUGUUGCAAAAUGAACUGAGGGAAGAGAUUAGUGGAAAGAGAUACCUCCUAGUUUUAGACAAUUUGUGGAAUGUAAACCGAGAAACGUGGUUGAAAUUAGAAACUUUAUUGUUGGGAGGUGCUAGAGGAAGCAAGAUCCUUAUAACUACACGCCUUAGUUUGGUUGCGAUGAUCACCGGCACUACUUUGCCUCAUCAUCUCGAGAGCUUAUCUGAAAGUGCGUCUCUCAAAUUACUAAUGCAAAUUGCUUGUUGUAAAGAAGAGGAUGUACAAGAUCCCGACAUGCUAGCUAUUGGUAAAGAUAUAGUAAGAAAGUGCGAUAGGGUUCCAUUGGCUAUUCGAAUUGUUGGGAGUCUACUCUUUAAGAAAAGUAAGCAUGAAUGGUUGCAAUUCAAAGAAAAUGAGCUCCCAGACAUGUCUAGAAGGGAAGACAGAAUAAUCUCAAUUCUUAAGCUUAGUUAUGACCAUCUUUCUUCACAUUUGAAACAAUGUUUCGCGUUUUGUUCAUUGUUUCCCAAAGAUUAUGAGAUAAAUAAGCAGACUUUGGUCAAUCUUUGGAUGGCACAAGGAUUUAUCCGGCCAUCGAAUACAGGUCAACAUUUAGAAGACAUUGCUCAUGGAUAUUUCAUGGAUCUACUUUGGAGAAACUUCUUCCAAGAUUUUAAAAAAGAGCCAUUCAUGGGGAAGGAGAUUUGCAAGAUGCAUGAUUUGAUGCAUGAUCUAGCCUGCGUGGUUACCGGGACCAAGUGUUGGGUGGCAUGGGAUGAUACAAAACUCACACAUGAAAGAACUCUUCAUAUAUCCUAUGGUUUGACUUUCAAUUUGAGGGAUGUACUUCCAAUCUCAAGCUUGAAAGCAUGUGCAUUGAGAACAAUUCUAUCUACUACUAGAUAUUUGGAAGGAAGUGAGCAAAUAGAAGAAAGAAAACCAACAAGUGAAGCAGAACUACGCCAAUUAAUCCAAAGUUUCCAAAGGUUGCGCAUCUUGGAUCUACAUGGCACAAAGGUUGAGAAGGUACCAAAGUCCAUUUGUGAGUUGAAGUAUCUCACUUAUCUCGAUCUCUCUGACAACCAUACACUCAAAAGACUUCCUAACUCCAUCAAGGGAUUGCAAAACUUGCAAACACUUAAUCUCCACUACUGUGAUGCCCUCGAAGAAUUGCCAAGUGAUAUAAGGAAGUUAGUCAGCCUUCGGAAUCUAGACAUAGAUGGUUGUUCAAAACUUAGUUAUUUGCCACGUGGACUAGGGGAAUUGAGUUCUCUGCAUAGGCUAACGCGCUACAUUUUGCCUAAAGAUAAAGCUCAAGCUAAGAAUUAUUGCAAACUUGGGGAGCUAAAUGGGCUUAAUAACAUUCGGGGAAGACUUUCAAUUGAAAAUUUGAGAUAUGUAACAAAUGCAAAAGUAGAAUGCAGGAAUGCGAACUUGUUGGGGAAGCAUUCUCUAGAAUCUUUGGAACUUACUUGGAGAUAUUUCAAUACUAAUGAUGCGGUAAUUGCGAAUAGAGAUGAAGCAUUAUUGGAUGGACUGAGGCCACCCUCAAAUUUGCAAGAGUUGACAAUCCGGUACUAUGAAGGUGAGACCUUUCCAAGGUGGAUGAUGGAUAGCCUUUUAUCUUUCUUGCCACAUUUAGUUGAGGUAUGGUUUUGGAAUUGCAAAAGAUGUAAACGUCUCCCCUCAUUGGAUCAACUACCUCGUCUCAAGUCUUUAUAUAUUCAUGAUAUGCCUGAAUUGGAAUGUCUCGAGUUGGACCAAUCAUCCCCUUCAACAGCAUCUUUUCCUAUUCUAUUGAAAUUGGAGAUCGGUGGAUGUGAAAAAUUAGAAGCCAUGCCACUAGCUCCUCAUCUCGAGGAGUUAAAUCUGGCUUGUGCUCAUGGAGCGUUGUUGAUAAAUCAAAUGAUGCCUGGCCUUAAUAAGUUGAAGAGACUGGAUAUCUGGUGUAGGAAGUUUCUAGAAUUUUUGCCUGAGAAGUGUUUCCAAAGUCUCACCUCCCUUGAGUCUCUUCGCAUCAUUAAUUGUCAUCAGUUAACUUCCCUCUCACAAGGUAUGCGGCAUCUAACAAGCCUCGAGGAUCUCUCUAUCGAGCAAUGUGCGGAGCUGGAUAUGUCCAAAGACGAAAGUGGCAACGUCUUGGAUUUCCAUGGACUUCAUAGCCUUCGCUCCAUGGAAAUCUUUUACCUUCCCAAACUAGCAUCUCUCCCACAGUGGCUUCUUCAAGCCAGCAAUCUCGAGCGUCUCCAUAUUUCGCGAUGCCGCAAUUUGAAGGAUGUACCAGAGCAGAUUGAGGCCCUUCGAUCACUUCAACAGCUUGAGAUUUAUUGUUGCGACUUGUUGACAUUAUUACCUGAAGGAAUGCGAGGGCUCACAUCCCUUACUCACCCUAGAAUCGUGUAUUGCCGCAAUUUGAAGGCAUUGCCGGAGCAUAUCGAGGCCCUUCAAUCCCUUCAAUGGCUCAUAAUCAUGGAGAGCCCCUUGUUGACAUCAUUACCCGAAGGAAUGCGAAGGCUUACAUCCCUUACUCACCUAGCUCUCAACUACUGCAAUGAGCUGGAUAUAUCCAAAAACGAAAGUGGCAACAUCUUGAAUUUCCAUGGAGGCGUUCAAAGUCUUCGCUCCAUGGAAAUCAAGGGCCUUCCCAAACUAACAUCUCUCCCACAGUGGCUUCUACAGGCCCGCAAUCUCGAGCGUCUUGGAAUUUGGUAUUGCCACAAUUUGAAGGAUAUACCAGAGCAGAUCGAGGCCCUUCAAUCACUUCAAAAUCUUGAAAUCACCGGGUGCUCCUCGUUGACAUCAUUCCCUGAAGCAAUGCGAAGGCUCACAUCCCUUGCUCACCUAAACAUCGACGAUUGCGAAGAAUUAGAGAAGAGUUGCAAAAGACAAGCAGGCAAGGCCAAGAUUGCUCAUAUCCCGAACAUAAGCAUUGGAUGA